Molecule: messenger RNA, 516 nt
Organism: Pyrus x bretschneideri (Chinese white pear)
Lineage: Eukaryota; Viridiplantae; Streptophyta; Magnoliopsida; Rosales; Rosaceae
Exons: 2
Coding region: 1-516 (171 amino acids)
Source: RefSeq, a predicted model, not a curated record
AUGGAGGCCGAUGGUACGAAGGGUAUGCUGGUAAUCCAAAGCUUGAGAAACACUCAAAUGGUGGCAAUAUUCACAGCUUCUACAGCAAUUGCUUUAAGCUUGACUUUGGCAGCUCUCACCAACAAUGCUUACAAUGCAAGUCACCUCGUUAUCAAAAGCCCAUUUUUUGGUUCGCAGUCUGGAAGCAUCUUUGCUCUGAAAUAUGGGUUGGCCUCAUUUCUCAUGUUGUUUAGCUCAUUAUUCAGCUCCAUGGCGACUGGGUUUCUGAUCGAUACCAUUUUUCUAAUAAACGCUUCUUUUGAGUUCUCAUACUCCGGAAUCACAGAAACCCAACUUGAAAAAGGGUACAUGUUGGCUCUUAUUGGCAACAGGUUGCUUUGUAUUUCCUUUCCCAUGUUGUUGUGGUUGUUCGGUCCAAUGCUUGUUGCAUUGUCUUCCCUGGCCUUGGUUUGGUGGCUUUAUGGGCUUGAUUUUGCUGCCAAACUCAGCACAAGCAGUAGGCAAAGCCUUAGUUGA